Molecule: messenger RNA, 760 nt
Organism: Ruditapes philippinarum (Manila clam)
Lineage: Eukaryota; Metazoa; Mollusca; Bivalvia; Venerida; Veneridae
Product: zinc finger protein 468-like
Exons: 2
Biological process (GO): regulation of transcription by RNA polymerase II
Cellular component (GO): nucleus
Molecular function (GO): RNA polymerase II cis-regulatory region sequence-specific DNA binding; DNA-binding transcription factor activity, RNA polymerase II-specific
Source: RefSeq, a predicted model, not a curated record
UGUAAACUAUGUGACAAAGCAUUUGGUCGCAAGACCAAUCUAAAAACACAUAUGGUUGUGCACACAGGAGAGAAGAAUUUUAAAUGUCAAAUAUGUGACAAGACAUUUGCUCUACACACAGGAGAGAAGAACUAUAAAUGUGAAAUAUGUGACAAAGAAUUUGCUUCAAAAUCUUAUCUUCAAAUUCAUUUAGAAGUACAUUCAGGAGAGAAGAAUUACAAAUGCGAAAUAUGUGACAAAGCAUUCGCUCAUAGAAAAUAUCUAAGACUGCAUAUGGUUGUGCACACAGGAGAGAAAAAUUAUAAAUGUGAAAUAUGUGACAAGACAUUUGCUCAUAAGAAUAAUCUUAAAGAUCACGUGAAAGUACAUACAGGAGUAAAAAAUUAUAAAUGUGAAAUAUGUGACAAAGCCUUUAAUCAAAAUAGCGCUCUUAAAUCUCAUAUGAGAGUGCACACAGGAGAGAAGAAUUAUAAAUGUGAAAUAUGUGACAAAGCCUUUUCUCAAAAUAGCACUCUAAAAUGCCAUAUGAGAGUGCACACAGGAGAGAAGAAUUAUAAAUGUGGAAUAUGUGACAAAGCCUUUUAUCAAAAUAGCGCUCUAAAAUCUCAUAUGAGAGUGCACACAGGAGAGAAGAAUUAUAAGUGUGAAAUAUGUGACAAAGCAUUUGGUCGCAAUGACACUCUGAAAAUACAUAUGACAGUGCACACAGGAGUGAAAAAUUAUAAAUGUGACGUAUGUGACAAAGCAUUUGCUUGUAAAA